Budorcas taxicolor (takin) is the source of this 936-nucleotide messenger RNA. RefSeq names its product proteasome 20S subunit beta 4 (gene PSMB4). NCBI's taxonomy places the organism in Eukaryota, Metazoa, Chordata, Mammalia, Artiodactyla, Bovidae. Gene Ontology annotation, cellular component: proteasome core complex. The transcript is spliced from 7 exons. Bases 31 to 825 code for a protein of 264 amino acids. The record is from RefSeq and is a predicted model, not a curated record.
GCUUUCACUUCUCGUGCUACGGUGACUAAGAUGGAAGCACUGCUGGAGUCGCGGUCCGGACUUUGGGCCGGGGGUCCGGCCCCCGGGCAGUUUUACCGCAUUCCGCCCACUCCCGGUUCCUCUGUGGACCCGGCGUCCGCGCUGUACGGGGCUCCGAUUACGCGCACCCAGAACCCCAUGGUGACCGGGACCUCUGUCCUGGGGCUCAAGUUUGAGGGCGGAGUGGUGAUCGCAGCAGACAUGCUGGGCUCCUACGGCUCCUUGGCUCGUUUCCGCAACAUCUCCCGCAUUAUGCGAGUCAACAACAGCACCAUGCUGGGUGCUUCCGGAGACUAUGCUGAUUUCCAGUAUUUGAAGCAGGUUCUCGGGCAAAUGGUGAUUGAUGAGGAGCUGUUGGGAGACGGACACAGCUAUAGUCCUAAAGCUAUUCAUUCAUGGCUGACCAGGGCCAUGUACAGUCGCCGCUCCAAGAUGAACCCCCUGUGGAACACCAUGGUCAUUGGAGGUUAUGCUGAUGGAGAGAGCUUCCUGGGUUAUGUGGACAUGCUUGGUGUGGCCUAUGAAGCCCCUUCGCUGGCCACUGGUUACGGUGCAUACUUGGCUCAGCCUCUGCUGCGAGAAGUUCUGGAGAAGCAGCCAGUGCUGAGCCAGACGGAGGCCCGAGAACUAGUGGAACGCUGCAUGCGAGUGCUGUACUAUCGAGAUGCCCGUUCUUAUAACCGGUUUCAAAUUGCCACUGUAACUGAAAAAGGUGUUGAAAUAGAGGGACCCCUGUCUGCGGAGACCAACUGGGAUAUUGCCCACAUGAUCAGUGGCUUUGAAUGAAAUACAGAUGAGUUACCCAGAACUGAACUUGUACCCUUCUUCUAACUUUGAACUUGGUUGGUUCAAAGGUACUAUUCUUUUUGUAAAAUAAACAAAUCCUUUGAAAUGCUG